AUGACAGAAUCGAGUAGCAAGGGUUCAGUCCUCCGACAACCCAACCGCUUCAUCACCGACCACAACGAGCAGGGGCUUGCUGUUUUCAGCAGCUCGAUCCCGGAGCCCAUCCCGGGCCAGAUCAUCAACAACGGCGACACGUUCUACCUCGGCUACACGACCUCAGGCACGCCGGUCGACUUCGCCAACAACGCCGACGUGGAUGCAUACGCGAAGCACCUGGUCGACCCGCCAGGGAUCGUCGUGCCGGGCGGCUCUGUGGUCAGGAUCGUGGACCUCCGGCCCGGCGGCGAGAGCCCCAUGCACAGGACCGUGAGCAUCGACUACGGCGUGGUGCUGGAGGGCGAGAUCGAGCUAGUGCUGGACUCGGGCGAGUCGAGGGUCAUGAAGAGGGGGGACGUGAGCAUUCAGAGGGGCACCAACCACCUGUGGAAGAACAGGAGCAAGACCGAGUGGGGCAGGAUGCUGUACGUCCUCCAGGAAGCGAAGCCCCUCCUCAUCGGGGGCAAGAAGCUGGGCGAGGAUUAUGGUAGUGGCAUGGAAGGUGUCAAGCCGUCUGGAAACUGA
Molecule: messenger RNA, 567 nt
Organism: Diaporthe amygdali
Lineage: Eukaryota; Fungi; Ascomycota; Sordariomycetes; Diaporthales; Diaporthaceae
Product: cupin domain protein
Exons: 1
Coding region: 1-567 (188 amino acids)
Source: RefSeq, a predicted model, not a curated record